This is a messenger RNA of Microdochium trichocladiopsis, 1791 nucleotides long. RefSeq lists its product as uncharacterized. The transcript has a single exon. The record is from RefSeq and is a predicted model, not a curated record. Lineage: Eukaryota; Fungi; Ascomycota; Sordariomycetes; Xylariales; Microdochiaceae. The coding region runs from base 1 to 1791 and encodes 596 amino acids.
AUGGCUCGCGUCGCAGCCCAAAAGACGGCACUGCCGCACAAUCAUCCGCUCCACCGACCGCUCAAGAAGCGACAGGCUGAGGCAUGCCAGCGUAUACAUGCUCUCUGGGGGGUAUGGCCGUGGGAGCUGCUCAUCCCCGUCGCCAUGUAUGAGAGAUCCAGUAGCAGCAACACGACGACAUCCUCCUCCUCCAAGAGCCCCCACCAGUACGACCUCGAACAUCCGCAGGACUGGUCCGACAACAUCCUCGACACGUUGCGCAAGCUCGCCCUCAGCACCACGCUGCAACACGCCAUUGUCCGGAUAGGCUACCACGCGGCCCUGCUCAAGGUCAGCAGGCUGUCUGUGCGCCUUGCAAAGGCCGUCACGACAGAGUGCGAGGUCGAGCGGGAGCGCACCCCACCAAACCCCAAGGCUGGCUCGGGCCCCAUUGUCAACCGCCGCAACAAGAAGAGCUCGCUCAGCGCUGCAGGCUCUCCAGAAGGCCCAGAGGCCGCACCCAGAGAGUCGAGAGCCGGCGUCACGGGCCUCCGGCAUGGCUCGGACCCUUCGAGAAGCCUGCCCAGCAUGCCACUGAGCUCGAGACGCAGAACGGACCCGGAGACAAUGGUCAUGCAUUUGAUGUCGCCACGGUCGUCUACGCCGCCAUCUGAAGGCGGAGCGAGGUCGCCAGACGCACGAGGGCUGUACUCGGGCAGCAUGACGGACCGGUAUCAGCAGCAGCAGCAGCAGCAGCACAGGCACAGCGUGGCACAGCAUGACGCUUCACCACCAAGAGGCAGCUAUCGUGACUGGCCGGGCCUUGUUCUGCCAAACCUGCACGAGGCGGGCCUUCAGCACAAGCCGCAUUCAGGGCCUCGCCAGCCAGCUCUCUCCCCAAUAACAACAACAGCAACAGGCCUUACUACACCUCUGUCUGAAGAUGGACCACCAGGCAGCCAUCCGGGGCAGAUCGUACCAAGAAGCAGCCCUUUUGCCUUUUCAAAAUGCAGUCCCACAUCGCCGCGGCAGAUGACGACCGUGGACGACCUUCGCAAGCGCAAGACGAGCCCGACAAUACGGGACGCCCAAGCCAGCGGGCUCGACAACUCUGUCAACAACCUCCACCUCGACUGCCCUUCCUCACGCCACCACCUCUCGCGUCAAGAGCAGCACGCGGUUGAGCACACCCUGGUGAAGCGGCAGAAACGGACACUGCUGCCGGGCUUUGUGCAGCUCCCCGCUCCACGCGUAGAGCUCACGCCGCCGACUUCUCCCACCUCGCCAUCGUCACUGCCCUCGCUCCAGCUCCCAGCCAUCAUGAGAUCCUCGUCCACGUCCCCUUCGCUGUCCUCCCCACCCUCCUCGGCGACGACAGUGACUUCAUCAUCCUUCUCCUCCUCCUCCUCCUGUUCCACCCCUUCCUAUCCAGCAUACACGGCCGCGGCCGCAGCAAUAGCCACCUUGCAACGCGCCCACUCCAUGGAGUCGCACAAGACCCAGCACCACCCCGAGAUCGCGCGGCCCCAGCUUCCGCCGAUCAAGACAUCAUCUUCAUCAUCACUAGAGCCGCAAGAGGCUGUGCGGCUCCCGCCGAUGCUGCCCUCCGGCGCCGCCGCCCACCAGCGGCACCACUCGUACCACUGCCCGAGCACGCAGACCGCGAAGCGCACGUCGCCUCCAGCGCCAUCACCCUCGUCCCUGCCGUCCCUGACCAGGCCUCCGCUGCCCGGCCGGAGCGUGUCGUCCUAUGCAAGCACGACGCUGCCUUCGGGGUCAGACGGGAGGAUGAACUUGGCGUUCCUCAUAUGA